AUACGUGACAGUUCAAUCAGUAACAGCUGACAGUCACAACAAUGGCAGAGAUCGAGUGGCCGUGGCAGUACAGCUUCCCUCCGUUCUUCACACUCCAACCUCACACGGAGACGAGAGCCAAACAGGUAGCAGCCUGGAAGAGCUUGGUGCUCGAGUACUAUCGCGUCACGAAGCAGGCCGUCGUGGACGUGCGCGAAGUGCACACGAAUCCCUUGUUUAACAAUGCCAAUAUAAACAGAAGGCUACCGUCCGAGGCUGUACUAAUGAUCCUAGAGGAAUUGGCUAAAUCGGGUAACGCGACUCCGCUGGACAAGACCAAGCAGAGGUGGUUGAUUUACUGGCACACGCUGGAGGAAUGGGGCGAUAUAGUAUACACUUGGGCGCAGGAGAACGGCUUCGUCGGCUCCGUGUGUACGUUGUUCGAGUUGACGCAAGGGGAGGACACGACUGAACAGGAAUUCCAUGGGCUGGACACUGAAGUGCUGAUCAGAUCGCUGAGGACCCUGGAAGCUGCCAAGAAGGCGGAGCUAAUAUUAUUCGACGACAAUCAGGGCGUCAAAUUUUUCUAACGCGUUUCGACUCGGCCGGAACUACACGAAUAUCGGAAAUUUAUUUUUAUUGGAUAAUAUAUAUAUUAUAUUAUAUAUUAUAUAUAUAUAUAUAUAUAUAUAUAUAUAUAUAUAAUUGUAAUAUAAAAAUAGAAGAUUCUUUCAUGAGAAAGAACACAAUUUAUAUCUUAUAAUAAAAUACAACUCAUUUAUUUAUGAAAGUAUAAUAAUUUAAUAUAAUUAAUUUAUUUGUUAUAUAAUUAAGUACGGUCUAUCGAUGUUCGCAUUCGGGUAUUCGUACAAUCGGGUGCACCGAUGUUUAAAUCAGACGGAUCACAUUUAUGCACUGUGCGAAUGUAACAAUUCCUCGGUUCUUCGAGAACCUAUCGUUAAUCGUAUAAAUAAAAAAAUAUUCUUAAAUAACAUUAAUAAAUAAAUAUAAAUAAUAUCCCA
Molecule: messenger RNA, 1001 nt
Organism: Ooceraea biroi (clonal raider ant)
Lineage: Eukaryota; Metazoa; Arthropoda; Insecta; Hymenoptera; Formicidae
Gene: Vps25
Product: vacuolar protein sorting 25
Biological process (GO): protein transport to vacuole involved in ubiquitin-dependent protein catabolic process via the multivesicular body sorting pathway
Cellular component (GO): ESCRT II complex
Molecular function (GO): structural molecule activity; protein homodimerization activity
Source: RefSeq, a predicted model, not a curated record